Molecule: messenger RNA, 1242 nt
Organism: Rotaria sp. Silwood2
Lineage: Eukaryota; Metazoa; Rotifera; Eurotatoria; Philodinida; Philodinidae
Source: the annotation of a GenBank genome assembly
AUGACAGAAACAGCAAGUGCAAUAUUCGAUAUUCGUGAUAAUCAAUCAAAACAUGUUAUGCUAAAAAUUUGGUCAAAAACUGGUGCAAUGUUUCAAGAUAUAUUUCCGGUUGAGAACACAACAUUUGCAUAUGUUAAAUAUUUAGCUAAGGGAUUUUUAUUAAGGAAUAGUAAUGGCCAUUUAUCGAGUUAUGAUCAUUCAAUGCGUGACAUGCGAAUGAAUGAAAUGGAUAAUUAUAUAUUAAUAUCGAUUGAAACAAGAAAAAUUAUGGACGAACAGAAAACGCUAGGUCAAGAAUGUGUUAAAGAUGGAGAUGAAUAUCUUCUAACAACAAAAGUUCCUCCACAAUCAUUGCAAGCUAAACAAACAUUCGAACGUUCUUCUAUAAAUCAGGAUUUAAUCGAAUAUCGAACACAAGCUCUUCCAUUACCUACACAUUCACUUUCUCAAUCUCAACGUUUAGCGGGAAGAACAGAAUUUCGUACUGAUCUUAGUCGUGUACUAUUUACAUUGGUUGAAGCAUCACAUAAAUUACUUUGGUAUUGUCCAGAUGCUGAACAUAUCUUUAAGGAAGCUGAAGAAAUUCUUUCAAGAUCAUCGAGAACAGAAUCAAACCAUACAGAGAUACAUCCAAAUCAAGUCGAGAAACUAGUUCAUAUGGGCUUUACUGAACAGCAAGCACAACAAGCACUUGAACGAACGAAGUAUGAUUUAAAUGCUGCUAUGAAAUUACUUUCAAGCCAAGAAGAUACUGAUCAUGAUGAGAAAGGAUCGAAAAACUUGAAUCAAACAAAAUCCAUCUAUUCACGUUACGGUCCAUUUAUACCAUUUCGACAAUUUCGAAAGCAAUGUUUUCAACCAAAUCCCUCAGCCAUUCAAUCAUUAAAAGAAAUGGGUUUCAAUCAUGAUGAUAUAAUAAAUGCUUUACGAAUAUAUCAUAAUAAUGAAAGUUUAGCUUGUGAAUAUCUUAUUGUUGAUGAAGAACAAAAAAAUAUUAUUGGUGCUAUUAAUGAACAAAGUCUUGAUCUAAAUUCAAGUAUGUUUCAAGCUAUUAUGGAAAACUCAAUUGUUCAACGAGCACUUAAUAAACCAAGGAUAUUUUUAGUUAUGCUUCAUUUAUAUGAAGAUCCCAGUACAAUCACAACUUAUUUAAAUGAUCCAGAAAUUGGUUAUAUGUUGCUACAAAUAAGUCGUAUUUAUAAUGCUGAAAGAUAUCCGGCCUAUGUAUUCAGUAGUAAUUGA